AUGAGUGACCCUGCAUCAUCCGUUUUCAACUUGCGUGUCGUCGGGUAUGUUGAAGUCGUCAGCGCCACCCUCCUCGGCUAUGAGUGGGCAAUACUUCUAGAUCAGGAGGUGUCGUUGAUAUGGAACUCUCCUUGGAACCUGUCAAAAAUAUUGUACCUCCUGAGCCGCUACACCCCCGUUCUCGACAUGAGCCUGUCGAUGCAACACGUGCCAUGCAACUUACGAUGCCGCAACAGUCUCUACAGGCAUCGGAAUAGCAACAUCGGAACAAAGAUACUUUCAAGCUUAGGCUCUUUAUGGAUUAUCUGGGUUUGUGUUAACAUUUGGGUCCUCGUAAAAUUUAUGGACUCUCUGGUCUUUGCCGACCCCCCCUCGGCAUUGAUACCUGGAUGUUAUCUGGCUAACGGAGACCCAAUUGUCUUCGUAUCAUUUGCUUCCUUAUUGUUUGUUGAAACAGUGAUCGUGAUCCUUACCGUCUAUAAGGGGUUCCAAUUAACGCAUCAAUCUAAGAGCCCUCUGCUCCUCACCCUAUACCGCGAUGGCAUCGUUUUCUAUCUCUGUCUCUUGCGUAUGUCUUUCACAGAGUAUGAUUCGAUCAUACCGGCAGCAAUCCUAAUGAUGACUUCUGCCUUGUAA
Heterobasidion irregulare TC 32-1 is the source of this 636-nucleotide messenger RNA. RefSeq lists its product as uncharacterized. NCBI's taxonomy places the organism in Eukaryota, Fungi, Basidiomycota, Agaricomycetes, Russulales, Bondarzewiaceae. The coding region runs from base 1 to 636 and encodes 211 amino acids. The transcript is spliced from 13 exons. The record is from RefSeq and is a predicted model, not a curated record.